Messenger RNA from Lactuca virosa, 666 nucleotides. Lineage: Eukaryota; Viridiplantae; Streptophyta; Magnoliopsida; Asterales; Asteraceae. The record is from the annotation of a GenBank genome assembly.
AUGCAUUUACUAAUGGCCUUGUUGCUUGUUAUAACUUCCGCUCACUUUAUCUGUGCUGCUGCUGAGCAACAUUAUGUGAAGGUUGCAGGCACUCCUCAUCCUCAUGGAUGGGAUGUCAUAUUUUACAUGUUUCAGCUUAUCAGGAAUGGUCUUUUCUUCACUGUCAUUAUGUUGAUUGGCAUCGGAAGGUGUUUGUGGAAGCCGUUUUGGAAAGGAAUGGAUACGUUGAUUUUGAUGAUUUUGAUGGAUGUGAUCCUACUUCAGGUUAUAGGUAAUGUAGCUUCUAUAAAGGCAGGGGAAACCAGCCAUUACGGUUACGACUAUUGGAAGUGGAAGGCAGUUUUUUUCUUGUCCGAUUACGGCUCUUGCGUUAUUAUGUUCUCCAUGUACUCAUCGAUUAUCUCGUUGAGGGAGGCUCAUGAGACUGAUGGGAGUGCUGCUAGGGAUUUGGAAAAGUUGCGUCUAUUUGUGUUGGCGGCUUUUGGAUACGUGUUUUUUACGAGAGUUAUUGUUGUUUUUGGACUGGCUCCCCUUGUUGUUGACAAGUGGCCAUGGAUGAUUGAUGCGGCAAAGGAAACCGGCAAUCUUGUGUUCUGUAUGGUUAUGUUUUACAUGUACAGGCCAUUAGAGAAACAUGUUGUGGGGGAUGAAGAGUUAGGGCUUUGA